AAACACUUAAGGCUAUUGAGACCAUGGUAAGAAAUAACCGAACUUCGACAGUGACGGAGUUUCUCUUCUCUGGAUUCCCCCAGUUUGAAGAUGGCAGCCUCCUCUUCUUCAUUCCUUUGUUCAUCAUCUACAUCUUCAUUGUGAUUGGAAAUCUCAUGGUAUUUUUUGCAGUCAGGAUGGACACCCAUCUCCACAACCCCAUGUACAAUUUCAUCAGCAUCUUCUCCUUCCUGGAGAUCUGGUACACGACAGCCACCAUCCCCAAGAUGCUCUCCAACCUCAUCUGCGAGAAGAAGACCAUCUCCAUUACUGGCUGCCUCCUGCAGAUGUACUUCUUCCAUUCGCUGGGAAAUUCCGAGGGGAUUUUGUUGACCACCAUGGCCAUUGACAGGUACAUUGCCAUCUGCAACCCUCUCCGCUACCCGACCAUUAUGACCCCCCAGCUGUGUGCUCAGCUCUCUGCAGGCUCCUGCCUCUUUGGCUUUCUUGUGUUGCUCCCAGAGAUUGUUUGGAUUUCCACCCUGCCUUUCUGCGGGCCCAACCAAAUCCAUCAGAUAUUUUGUGACUUUGAACCUGUACUGCGCUUGGCUUGUACAGACACGUCCAUGAUCCUGCUUGAGGAUGUGAUCCAUGCUGCGGCCAUCAUCUUCUCUGUCCUGGUUAUCGCUGUUUCUUAUGUCAGAAUCAUCACUGUGACCCUGAGGAUCCCGUCUGCCGAAGGCCGCCGGAAGGCCUUCUCGACCUGUGCGUCUCAUCUUGGUGUCUUUCUGAUGUUCUAUGGCAGCGUGUCCCUCAUGUACCUGCGCUUCUCCGCCACUUUCCCACCAACUUUGGACACAGUCAUUGCACUGAUGUUUGCCGUUCUUGCUCCCUUUUUCAACCCUAUCAUCUAUAGCUUGAGAAACAAGGACAUGAAGAUUGCGAUUAAGAAGCUUCUCUGCCUUCAGAAGGUGUUUAAUGCACCUGCAAGAUGAUGUUACCUCAUAGGCACCUCUCACUUUGGAUGUUACUCUAAGAUACUAAACCACAAAACUAGCAUAUAACUCAUUCGUUGUCACACUGAUAGUUUCUAUUUAUUCCAUUUCUUCCCAUGUUUGUUCUAUUUAUACAUGUCUAAUGUAUCACAGACUACCUGUUCAGACAUGCGUAGGUGGAUAGAUAACAGGGAGGAAAUAUGAUGUUUAAGCCAUUAAAAUAUAUGCUGUAAACAUUAAUUUUAUUUCUAUUACGUAAGUAUCAUUCUUAUUAUUCCAUAAGCAUUAGUAACAACUGCAGAUUAUAAGAUACAGUGGUUAAGAGCAUAAGAUCUAUAGAAGAGAGGCUCAUAUUUUACUGGACUACAUACAAGUUUUGUGACCUUAAACAUGAAGUAGGUCUGAGAGGUGUUGGAUACAUCUGUUGCCUUG
Messenger RNA from Lynx canadensis (Canada lynx), 1406 nucleotides. RefSeq names its product olfactory receptor 6K3-like. Gene Ontology annotation, cellular component: membrane. Gene Ontology annotation, biological process: G protein-coupled receptor signaling pathway. NCBI's taxonomy places the organism in Eukaryota, Metazoa, Chordata, Mammalia, Carnivora, Felidae. The transcript has a single exon. The coding region runs from base 24 to 974 and encodes 316 amino acids. The record is from RefSeq and is a predicted model, not a curated record. Gene Ontology annotation, molecular function: olfactory receptor activity; G protein-coupled receptor activity.